Molecule: messenger RNA, 1463 nt
Organism: Nerophis ophidion (straightnose pipefish)
Lineage: Eukaryota; Metazoa; Chordata; Actinopteri; Syngnathiformes; Syngnathidae
Product: purine nucleoside phosphorylase-like
Exons: 6
Coding region: 202-1026 (274 amino acids)
Biological process (GO): nucleoside metabolic process
Cellular component (GO): cytoplasm
Molecular function (GO): purine-nucleoside phosphorylase activity
Source: RefSeq, a predicted model, not a curated record
GGAAGGUGUAUUUACGCUCGAAAGGCGGGGAAGUGCGUUGAUAACCGGACGGGUGAAGGGGUGGCGGAUUUCACGCGCGUUCUCCGUGACGUUAGUACUAGACUUCGGUGGAAAAGUCGGUAAAAUUCCACGACCUUGAAGGCGACUUUAAAGGCACCAGGUGAGGGCAAAGAUGAGUGUCAGAUCACCGCCGACUGGCUGAUGUCCAACACGCAGAUGCGGCCGACCAUCGGCAUCGUGUGCGGCUCCGGUCUGGGGGGUCUGGCUGACCUACUCAAGGAUCGCCAGGUCUUCAAGUACGCCGACAUCCCCAACUUCCCUCAAAGCACAGUGCUUGGUCACGCUGGUCAGCUGGUUUUUGGAACACUAAAGGGGAAGGUGUGUGUUUGCAUGCAGGGCAGGUGUCACCUGUACGAGGGCUACCCCGUCCAGAAGAUCACGAUGCCCAUGCGUGUGUUCAAGCUGUUGGGAGUGGAGACAGUCAUCCUGACCAACGCGGCUGGAGGGCUCAACCGGGACUACAAGGUGGGCGACGUCAUGAUCAUCAAAGACCACAUCAACAUGCCGGGCUUUGCAGGAGUCAACCCUCUGGUCGGACGCAACAAUGACAGGUUCGGCGUUCGCUUUCCCUGCAUGUCCGACGCCUACGACCGCGAGCUGUGUAAGCUGGCGCACGACGUGGCGGCAGAGCUGAACUUCAGCGACUUUGUGCAUGAGGGGGUCUACUGUGUCCUAGCGGGGCCCUCUUUCGAAACCAUCGCCGAGUGCCGCAUGCUGCUGAAGCUCGGGGCCGACGCUGUGGGCAUGAGCACGGUGCACGAGGUGAUCACGGCCCGCCAUGCCGGUAUGCGCUGCUUCGCCAUGUCGCUCAUCACCAACAUGUCGGUGUUGGACUACGACAGCCAGCAGAAGGCCAACCACGCGGAGGUGCUGGAGACGGGCCGGCAGCGGGCCGUGCAGAUGGAGAAUCUGGUGAGCACCUUGGUGGGCCGACUGGAGCAGGGCUGCAACGACAAGGCGAUGUGAGGACCAGCCUCACUACUUUUUCAAUCAGCUAACACGCACGCGCGCACCUCUUCCCCAGUAUGGAUGAAACUUCAUAAAAAGUGUGUAAUGUUUCACUCCAAAAGCACUGCUUUCAAUUUUUUAAUUUGACUUAAAAUGCUGUACUCUUUAUGCUGCAGUCCAAAAAAAUCACAGAAGGAUUUUCUUUUUAAUCCUUUUACGUCAGGGACCAAUUUUUUACUUUUUUUUUUCUUUCAGAUUAAUUAAUUUGGUGCGGUGUAAAAAAAUUAAAAAAAAAAAGGUACAGAAUGUAUAUAGAAAAUGUUUUUAAAUAGAGUUAGCUCUAGUAAAAUGUGAAAAAAGAAAUAGAUUUAUAGCGCUUACCGGCUUCAAAAGUCUUUAUCGCUGAUUUACAAAACUCAGCUGGUCUACUUUUGCAAUAAAAUGCUGAUCAAGGA